AUGCAGCAGGAAGACGCUCAAGCAAAGGAUGAAGGGACACCGGACACAGAGCAGGGUGCAGCAACACCACAGAAAGCAGCUAGAGAAUCUCAAGAGAGAGCGAGCGUAGGAAGAAAGGCCGAUGUAGAGGCGACAGUUGAUGGAGGGAAUGCAGCCAACAAGGAAGAGAUUACAACGCCAGAGGAAGCUGAUGCGAAUAAGUCACCAGUGCUAACAGAUGCGGCGGACAAAGAGAGAAAGCAUCGAAGAGGAUCGUCACAUAAGCCAUCAGCACUAGAACAGCAUCUAUCUCGAACACGAAUGACAAAUCUGCCUCCAAAGCCAAAAGUGGAAGAUACGAAACAUCUUCAUGAUUUUGAAGAAAUGAUGAAAUUAUCCAAGGAGAUGAGCUUGAAGAAGCAACAAGAGGAAGAAGAAAAGAAGAACAAAAAGGAUGCAAGCUUGCAAGAGAGAAUGAAAGUUUGGGAAAGUGAAAUUUUACCUAGCUGGACUAGAGCAAGGAGGGAGACGAGGCUAAGGCGACUUUGGUGGAAAGGUAUUCCUCCAAAUUUGCGUGGAAGGGUUUGGGCUCUGGCCUGCGGGAACAGUCAGAUGCUUCCAAGGAAUCUGUUCAACAAAUCAAGCGCUGAAGCGAAAGAGAUGCGCUCUGCCGGUACCUUCCCAAAGGAGGACUUGAUCGCAAUCGAGGAGGACAUCGGGCAUACACUACCAACAUUGCGACUCUUUCAAAAAGAGACAGGUCCAUUGUAUGAUGACCUGUUUGACCUUUUGUGCGCUUUCACUAUUGUAGCAAAUGGCACAAAUGGCACUCGAGUUGAUGAAUUAGACUAUGCCUAUCCAGUCGGAGUUGCAUCAUUAGCGGCGAUGUUAUUGAUGAAUCUAUCUCCUUCGGAAUCACUCAUCGCUCUCAUCAACUUGAUUGCUGAUCGGCCUUGGCUGCGUGCACUAUACUCUCUUUCGGCGACUGCAAACACACGACAAUCUUUGACAUUAUCACGAGGUAGUGUUGACAGUUUCGAGAGGGUUUUUGAUACCUUGUUGGCCGAUCAAAUGCCAAAAGUGUAUGCGAAUAUGCAAGCAAGAGGCGUUCGUCCGAGUGCAUAUGUGAAUGAUUGGAUAAGGACAUUGUUUGUGCCAUUCUUACCUUUUGAUGCCGUGGCAAGAUUAUGGGAUUGCAUCUUACUUGAAGAGAGUGAUGCGCUUUUGUUCAGAACAGGAAUCGCUUUGGUUUCAUUGCUUUCUGCCAGAUUAUACGUCCCUGAGAAGGAUGAAUUGAUCAGCAUUCUGCGUGGAAACAAUCGUGCUGCAAUCUCUGCUCCUGAACAAUUUGUUCCUCUCGAUGAUAUCUAUGGUGGUCAGUACGGCAUCACAGAAAACAUUCUGUUCAGGACGUUAGAAGAGCAAGAUUCAUGGUGGAAAGAUAGUGUGCUAGAACGUCUGUUGGACAGAGAGAUUGUAUCCUGA
This is a messenger RNA of Meira miltonrushii, 1464 nucleotides long. Its product is annotated as RabGAP/TBC. The coding region runs from base 1 to 1464 and encodes 487 amino acids. Lineage: Eukaryota; Fungi; Basidiomycota; Exobasidiomycetes; Exobasidiales; Brachybasidiaceae. The record is from RefSeq and is a predicted model, not a curated record. The transcript is spliced from 4 exons.